AUGUCCGAUUCCCCUCGAAACCCUAACUCCGCCGCGAUUCAAUCCUCCGUCACCAAGCCCGAAUUGCUUCGCGCGCUCGAAUUCCAUCUGGGUUCUUGCUUCAGCGUCGACCCCAUAACUCCUCCACCAAACCCUCUCGUCCUCGUGGUAAGCGGAUCGAGCGGAGUCGGCAAAGACGCGGUGAUCAACAAGCUCCGCGAGGUUCGUGAAUCUCUCCAUUUCGUCGUCACAGCUACCACCCGUGCGAUGCGUCCCGGAGAAAUCGACGGUGUAGAUUACUUGUUCGUCUCUAAAGAUGAGUUUUUAUCAAUGGUUGAGAAAGACGAGCUACUCGAGCACGCACUCGUUUACGGCGAUUACAAAGGGAUCCCGAAGAAACAGAUCCAAGAGUUCAUGGGUAAAGGAUUCGACAUUGUUCUGAGAGUUGACAUUCAAGGAGCUCAGACGCUUAAGGAGAUUCUUGGGAGCUCUGCUGUGUUUAUCUUUCUUGUUGCUGAGAGUGAGCUUGCUAUGGUUGAGAGGCUGAUUGAUAGGAGAACAGAGAGUCAUGAGGAGUUGCUUCUUAGGGUUGCUACGGCUAGAGAAGAGAUUAGACAUGUCAAGGAUUUUGAUUACGUUGUUGUGAAUGCAAAAGGGAAGCUUGACGAUUCGGUUAAGCGUGUGGAAUCCAUUAUAGAUGCUGAGAAGUCUAAGGUUCAUCAGAGAAUUGUCAGAAUUUGA
Messenger RNA from Arabis nemorensis, 720 nucleotides. NCBI's taxonomy places the organism in Eukaryota, Viridiplantae, Streptophyta, Magnoliopsida, Brassicales, Brassicaceae. The record is from the annotation of a GenBank genome assembly.